AGUGCUUGCCAAACAUGAUGGCUUCCGACCCUGCACAAUCGCCUCAGGUCACGACAGAAGAUCCACGAGCUGCCAAUCGCGAAAAAUUUGAACUUGAACUGGAAUUCGUGCAGUCGCUAGCCAACCCAUACUACCUACAUUCUCUCGCACAGCAGAAUAUUCUUGACCAACCUGCAUUCAUCAAUUAUCUGGAGUAUCUCCUGUACUGGAAAGAGAAAGAUUAUGCCAGGUUCAUACAUUACCCACACGCGUUGCACCAUCUUGACCUGCUCCAGCACGCGCAAUUUAGGUCAGAAAUAAAGAAAGACGAAUGGCGCGAAUAUCUCAACCAGAAACAGUAUGACCACUGGCGAACAUGGCGAGACCACCCAGGGAUUAGUGUCGCCCUCCGGGCCGCAGACCCUCAAGAAUCCGGUAUGCAAUCCUAAGUAGCAGAAAGCUCCUUAUGGGUGACGUGGUUUACCGGAAGCCUUGGUGGAAAUUUUGACGCUUUGGAUAAUGAAAGUCCCAUAACAAUAUAAUUGAUAUCGACGCGACUGUUGCCAAACAUAUAGGCUUUCUUUGACACAAGGAGAUAAUUAAGGACCUGAAGCUUGGCGCUGUGUAGAUCCUUGUGGAUGUCAUGAAAUCGAAGAGUAUUCCCACGCCUGUUAAA
This is a messenger RNA of Suillus paluster, 655 nucleotides long. Its product is annotated as SOH1-domain-containing protein. The record is from RefSeq and is a predicted model, not a curated record. The transcript has 3 exons. Gene Ontology annotation, cellular component: core mediator complex; mediator complex. NCBI's taxonomy places the organism in Eukaryota, Fungi, Basidiomycota, Agaricomycetes, Boletales, Suillaceae. Gene Ontology annotation, biological process: regulation of transcription by RNA polymerase II. The coding region runs from base 15 to 428 and encodes 137 amino acids. Gene Ontology annotation, molecular function: transcription coregulator activity.